Molecule: messenger RNA, 1456 nt
Organism: Salpingoeca rosetta
Lineage: Eukaryota; Choanoflagellata; Craspedida; Salpingoecidae
Exons: 7
Coding region: 180-839 (219 amino acids)
Source: RefSeq, a predicted model, not a curated record
CACAAACAUCAGCCUCCAGCCAGCCAUCACACUAUUCUUUUUUUGGCUGAGAGAAGCAGUCAGUCAGUCAACGCAACGCUUUCCCUUUCCACGAGCAAGCAAGCCAGGAAGACGAACAAGGAAGACGACAGCGAGGUGCAUCCAACAAUUACACACACACACACACAUCCACAACAACGAUGGCCAAGUCAAGGUCUGACCGCCCUGGCGGUCCCAUGGUUUCCGAGGCGGGAAAGGACCACGUCAUCUUCUCCAAGAAGCUGCUCCUCUCCAUCGCGGUGGUGCUGAUUGUGACUGCGUUUCUGUUCUUUACGGUGGAGCAAUCGCGGAUUGCGGGGAACAUUGCCAAGAGCAAGAAGGCGCUGGAGCAGAACGCGGCCGUCAAGGACGCAAACACCAAACUGGAACAGGCAAAGAACGAGCUUCAGGCAGAAGAAGACGAACUGGUGAAUCUGUAUUCGCAAUGGCUGGACGAGGACAGCACGGAGCUUGAACUAUCACAGGAGCAGCUGGCACAACUCAAGGCGCAGCUCAAGUCGGUCACGGAACGCGUCUCGGACAACAGCGCCCAGCUCGACGCCAAGUCGUCCACCCUCCAGGAGAAGGAGGAGAGGCUGGCGGCGUACCAGUUUAAGAUCCAGCAGAAGCAGGCGUUUAUUGAGCAGCUUGCGGACAUUUUGGCGCAGCUCAACUCGUCUGUGCCGAAGAAGGGCAUUGCCAUUGAUGAGCAGGUCGAUGACCUCAUCUGGGACGACGAAUUCGAGGCUGAUGAUGACUUUGCGUAUGACGAGUUCUACGCGGGCGAUGAUGACUGGCUCGAUGAUGGCACGGAAUGGUAGAUGGAAUGAUGACAAAUCAGGGAGCAACCUCCUGCAAACCCCAAAGGGAGCGGUUAACCUUUCCACGCUUCCUCUCGCCCCAUUAGCACGCAUGUCGCUGGUCCCGUUCUUUUUGUCUUUUUUUUUUUUGUGUGUGUGUGUGCGUGUGCGUGUGUAUGUGUGUGUGUGUCGUCGUUGGUUUGUCUCUUUUUUUGUCCUUUUAUCGUUUGUCGUUUAGUGUGGUCUGUUUGCGGUGUUUGUUCCUUUGCUUCAACCCUCCUUUGUUGUACCUUUGUUCUGCUCGUCUGCUCGUCUGCUCGUCUGGCAUUUGCUUGCUUGCCAACUUGCUUGCCUGUCCACCUUCCUUGUCCCUUCCCAGCAUUGACUCGUUUGUUUCUUACCUGUGCUGUGCGAUAGGCCGCAGGCACUCAUGUGCAGGGAUUGGUUGUGUGUGCGUGUGUUGUUUGUCGUUGUCAUUUCAUCUGUGUGUGUGUGUGUCUGCAUGCGUGCGUCCUGUGCGUGUGUCUGUAUGCGUGUGUUUGGUGUUGUUCCCCCCUCCUCUUCUCCUUCUCUCAUUCGUGCAAUUUGAAAACAACACCAGAAGAAGCAACUGCAACGCACAACAACAACAACAACAA